AUGUCGCCUCCUCGCUUCUGCUGCUGCGCCGCCGCCCACUCGGGCCUCCAGGUCGACGACAUGGACCUCGACGCGAACCCGCGCGAUGACUUUAUGACCUACUCGUGGGGCAAGUGGGCCCAGCGCAACCCGAUUCCGGACGAGUACAGCGCGUGGGGCGUCUUCUACAAGCUGCGCGACCAAGUGCUCGGCGACGUGAAAGGCCUCUGCGAAGCCAAGGCCGCGGAGAUCGAUAUGCUCGACGCUAGCACGUGCGAAGGCCAGAUCGCCCGCUUCUGGAAGGCGGCCAUGGACGAGGCCGGUGUCGAGGCUGCGGGCACGGCUGCUCUGGACCCGCUCUUGGCCCGCAUUGCGGACGCCACCGACCGCGACUCGUUCAUCGAGACCAUUGGGUACCUCCACACGCAGGGCCUCAGUGUGCUCUUUGACGCGGCCGUGCUGCCGGACAUGAAGGACUCGACGACCGAGCGACUCUUCUUUGCCCAGGGCGGCCUCGGGCUCCCGGACCGCGACUACUACACGGACGCCGACAAGGCCGAGAAACUCGCUGCGUACGAGGCGCACGUCGCGGCCAUGUGGGCGCUCUUCCGCCCGGACGAAAAUGCAUCGGCCGUCGCAACGUCGGUCGUCGACGUCGAGCGCCGGCUUGCGGCGACGUCGCGCACCCGAACUGCGAUGCGCGACAUUGCGUCGCUCUACAACAAGCAGACGCCCGACGAGUUGGAGGCGGCGGUGUUUCCGUGGGCGGCCGUCUUCCGCGGUUACGGCAUCGACGUGCCGGCAUUUGCGAUCGUCGCGACGCCCGAGAUGUUUACCUUCCUCGCCGACGACAUUGAGGCCCACUUGGAUGCCUACAAGCAGUAUGCGUCGUGGCAUGUGCUCAAGGCGCUCGCAUCGUACCUGCCGUCGGUAUAUGUGAACGAAGCGUUUGCUUUGUCCAAGGCGCUGUCGGGCGCCAAGGAGCUCUCGGCGCGCUGGAAACGCGUCGUCAACACGCUCAAUGACACGUGCGGUGAGCUCAUGGGCGCUGUGUACUGCGCCGCGUACUUUCCACCGACGGCCAAAACGGCGAUGCUCGAGCUUGUCGGCUGCCUCCAGGAGGCGUUGGCGCUGUCACUCCAGGACUUGGCGUGGAUGACGCCGGCGACCAAGGCCAAGUCGCUGGAGAAGCUCGAUGCGAUCGUCACCAAGAUCGGGUAUCCCGAUCUCUGGACCGACUUUUCGGCGCUGCGUGUCGACGGCAGCUACGUCGAGGUCGUGCUCUCGAUGCAGCGCUUCAUGUUUGCGGAAAACAUUGUGCGCCGCGUGGACCAGCCCGUGCAAAAGCACAAGUGGGAGAUGCCGCCGCAGAUGGUCAACGCGUACUACAACCCGAUGGCGAACGAGAUCGUCUUCCCCGCCGCGAUCCUCCAGUCGCCGUCGUUUUCGCUGGACCGCGACAUGGCCAUGAACUUUGGCGCGAUCGGUGCGGUGAUUGGCCACGAGAUGACGCACGGCUUCGACGACCAAGGCCGCCUCUUUGACGCCGCGGGCAACCUCUCGGAAUGGUGGACGCCGGAGGACGCUGCCGCGUUCAACGCGCGCACGCAAGUCGUUGUCGACCAGUUUAGCAAGUACCAAGUGCUCGGCCGGCCCGUGAACGGCCAAUUGACGCUGGGCGAGAACAUCGCCGACAUUGGCGGCGUCAAGAUCGCGUACCGCGCGCUGCAGCUCUACUUGGCCAAGCACGGCCGCCCGGACGAACUCGUCGACGGGUACACACCCGAGCAGCGCUUCUUCCUCGCGUGGGGCCAGUUCUGGGCGUCAACCGACCGCGACGAACAGGCGCUCAAGCUCUUGUCCGUCGACGUGCACAGCCCGGGCUUCCUCCGCAGCUUUGCGCCGCUCAAGAACCUUCCGGAAUUUUACGCCGCGUUCAACAUCCAAGAAGGCGACGGCAUGUACUUGCCUGAAGCCGAGCGCGCGGCGAUCUGGUAAUUGAUUGCAUUUACGGCGUAAGGAUAAGCUCAAGUGGUUUCUUUACUACCUCUCC
Messenger RNA from Saprolegnia parasitica CBS 223.65, 2032 nucleotides. RefSeq lists its product as hypothetical. NCBI's taxonomy places the organism in Eukaryota, Oomycota, Saprolegniomycetes, Saprolegniales, Saprolegniaceae. Gene Ontology annotation, molecular function: metalloendopeptidase activity. The record is from RefSeq and is a predicted model, not a curated record. The transcript has 4 exons. Gene Ontology annotation, cellular component: plasma membrane. The coding region runs from base 1 to 1977 and encodes 658 amino acids. Gene Ontology annotation, biological process: protein processing.